AUGUCGGUUCUUUCAUCUCGGACAGGACGAGAUCGUCAACGUUACGACAACAACUUCCGUCUCGUUUCUGGAUGCAUUCCGUAUCGUCUGAUCAAAGACAAGGAACUUGAAGUUCUUAUGGUUUCGUCUCCUGAUCGUCAUGAUCUUGUCUUCCCAAAGGGAGGAUGGGAAAAUGAUGAGACCGUUCUUGAAGCUGCUUCUCGCGAAGCCAUGGAAGAAGCUGGAGUUAAAGGAAUACUUAGAGAAGUUCCUUUAGGAGUUUGGGAAUUUAGAAGCAAAAGUAGUAUUAGUACCAAUGCGGAGGAUGAAUCUUUUGGUGGAUGCAAAGGCUACAUGUUUGCAUUAAAGGUAACCGAAGAACUCCGGGAAUGGCCAGAACGUAAGAAUCGCCAGAGAAAAUGGUUGAAUGUUAAAGAAGCAAUGGAGCUGUGUCGGUAUGAGUGGAUGCAGAGUGCACUUGAAGCGUUUGUGAGAGUGAUAUCCGUCAGCCACUUGCUUCAUCUUCCUAAGUAA
This is a messenger RNA of Raphanus sativus (radish), 513 nucleotides long. RefSeq names its product nudix hydrolase 12, mitochondrial-like. The record is from RefSeq and is a predicted model, not a curated record. Lineage: Eukaryota; Viridiplantae; Streptophyta; Magnoliopsida; Brassicales; Brassicaceae. Gene Ontology annotation, cellular component: nucleus; cytoplasm. Gene Ontology annotation, molecular function: pyrophosphatase activity. The transcript is spliced from 6 exons. The coding region runs from base 1 to 513 and encodes 170 amino acids.